Lodderomyces margitis is the source of this 711-nucleotide messenger RNA. RefSeq lists its product as uncharacterized. The transcript has a single exon. Lineage: Eukaryota; Fungi; Ascomycota; Pichiomycetes; Serinales; Debaryomycetaceae. The coding region runs from base 1 to 711 and encodes 236 amino acids. The record is from RefSeq and is a predicted model, not a curated record.
AUGAUUGCUAUAACUGAUCUUCAGGACAUAAUAACCACUUUCAACACACAACCAUACUUCUACAUCAAUAUUAUAGCAUCCCUUUGUUUUCUACUAUAUCACAUAAAGUCUCAAAAUGUGUAUUCAAUAGUGUUGCUUGUAUGGGGGAGCUUCAUCACCACUAUCACCCAAUUGAAACUAGUGUCGUCGCUGAACUUUGAUUGCUUUCUUCUCAGUAUAAUCUACUGUGUAUCCAUAUUUUUGACCAGUGUGGUGACUCCGUACCAUUCCACCAGCUAUGGGCCCCAAAUUCAACUCGAUGAACUGGAUGAAUCUGACUUUUCCGGUGAUGAAAUGGAUUACAAUGAAAAGCAAUUACCCCGACAAUCAACUAAUUUUAGAGGAUUGAGUGCACUUGUAUUAGCAGGUAUUAUGCUACUAUCUUACACCGGUUACAUUGGUGAAAUCGGCACAUUUAUAAUGUUGUCACUUACAUAUGCUGCUACAGUUGGCUCCAGUGUCAUUGCCAACUUCACUACAUCGAAAAAUACCACUGAUUUCAGACACAUAUUAUCUAAUCUCAUCUAUAGCUAUAACGCUAUACUAAUUAUUAUUGCUCAUUGGAUAUUGGUUGUACAUAUUGGGUUGGAUUUGGUGGCAUUAACAUCGUAUGCUGUAUUGACGUUUUUCUCAUUCACAUUCUUUCCCUACAUAGAGUAUAUAGUUAAUUAA